AUGGCUAUGGAUUCCAAGAUAGUUCAAAAUUCAAAAUAUAGAUAUGUAUACGGUAAGAAUGCGAAAAAGGAUCUUCAAUAUGAAAAUAUUAAGGUGACGACGAAUCCAUGGGAUUCAAAUCUAAUUAAAUGUAAUGAAAAAUUCAUAGCAGUAAAUUGGUUUUCUUCAGGCAGCGUUGGUUCAUUUGCCAUUUUACGAAUAGACCAAGUGGGUAAACUGCCUGAUCAAAUUUCCCUAUUUAAAGGUCAUAAAUCUCAAAUUCUAGAUACAGACUUUGAUCCAUUCAAUACCUAUAGAAUUGCAUCUGCAUCUGAUGAUUGUAGCAUUGGAAUAUGGGAUAUUCCAAAGAAUUAUUCACCUUCUACAUAUUUAGAUGAUGAGGAAAAUAUACCUAAAGAUAUUAGUCCGUCCUUUUUCUUAUAUGGGCAUGCGAGGAAGGUGGGUCAUAUAUUAUAUCAUCCGACAAUUCCAAAUAUAUUAGCAUCUUCUUCCUUAGAUUACUCAGUAAAAAUAUGGAACAUAGGGACAAAGAAGGACGAAAUUACAUUAAGACAUUCAGACAUGGUCACUUCAAUGUCCUUCUCAUAUGAUGGGGCAUAUCUGGCCACAAUAAGCCGUGAUAAGAUGUUGCGAAUAUGGGAUAUACGUGAAAAUAAAAUCAUUAGUGAAACGAGAGCACAUAGAGGUCCUAAGAUACAAAGAGUCCUGUGGCUUGGUGAUUCAAAUUAUGUAGUUACCACUGGAUUUUCUAAGACAUGUGAACGGCAAAUUGGACUCUGGAAUGCAUUCCAAUUAAGAAAUAAUGGAAAGAGCAAAUUUUAUGGAAUUGACCAAUCCUCUGGUUUACUAAUGCCAUUUUUUGAUAAUCUUACCAAAAUCUUAUACGUUGUCGGGAGGGGUGAUGCAAAUAUUAGAUAUUAUGAAUUCCAAAAUAAUGAAUUAUUACAAUUAUCACAGUACCAAUCUUUAGAACCACAACGGGGAUUUUCCAUUUUACCGAGAUCUUUGUGUAAUGGGAAAGGUAAUGAGCUCAUGAAAUGUUUGAGAUUGGUAGAUGGUAAUCGUAUUGUUCCAGUCUCAUUUUUCGUGCCACGAAGAGUAGAAGGAUUUCAAAAGGAAAAAACUUCAACUAGCUCCAAACCUCAAAUAACAAUGUCUGCUAGCGAAUGGUUCGGUCAAAAAUCAGACAAAGUUAUAAUGUCGAAUAAGACAAAUGUGCUUAGCUUAAAUAACUCUUCCAAAUCAUUAAUGAAUCCGCGAGGGAUCACAGAACAUGGAAACGAAAAAAGCUUGUCUGUAACUGAUGCCUUUUCACCUCCUACCUCCAUCAAUGAAGAUUCUAAUAUUUCCAUACCAUCUUUGAGAAUUUCAAAAUUACGAAGGAGGGAAGAACCACCAUUAGCAAGAUCAUAUCUUAGAUCUAUAUCUAGUGAAGAAGAAAAGAGAACGAGGAGAAGGAUAACCUCUCAGAAAAAUAGGCUAAUAAGUGGGCUUAGUGACUCCCCCAUCAAAAAAGGGGAAGAAAUUUUACGUCCUGAAGAGGAGAGUUCUUCUGUGAACCUUACAGAAGCUGAAGACCGAAAAGUAGCAAAGAUUACGCCACAGGUAGCUGCCACAAGCACUGAAGAACCUUCAAUAAAACAGCUUUCCAAUACGCUCAAAUGGAAUGAUAACCAAAUUGGUGUUUCCCUAAGUAUCAAUACGCCUAACACUAAAAUUGCUUCAAUAGACAUAAAAAAGCAGAGCAAUUCUCUAGGAUCAACUCUUGCAAUUCACAUAUCAAUGAACGCAUUAACAUUCAAUAUGCAAUCUGAAAACUUAUUUAGAGACUCAGUCUUGGAUAAUAUCGCUUCCUUAGGAAACCACGUCACUACUCUUGAAGAUAAUUUAAAAUAUCUUCAAGACAUGGAUACUUCACAUUUGGCUCGUCUGAGGAGUUUAGAACAAAAGAUUCAAAUACUCGAAGAAAAGACAGCUCGCGAUUGA
Molecule: messenger RNA, 1986 nt
Organism: Naumovozyma dairenensis CBS 421
Lineage: Eukaryota; Fungi; Ascomycota; Saccharomycetes; Saccharomycetales; Saccharomycetaceae
Exons: 1
Coding region: 1-1986 (661 amino acids)
Biological process (GO): actin filament organization
Molecular function (GO): actin filament binding
Source: RefSeq, a predicted model, not a curated record